Molecule: messenger RNA, 998 nt
Organism: Cylicostephanus goldi
Lineage: Eukaryota; Metazoa; Nematoda; Chromadorea; Rhabditida; Strongylidae
Source: the annotation of a GenBank genome assembly
AUGCUGGCGGAUUCGCUGAAAUUUGCUGAUUUAUGUGUUCUGUUAGCGAAAUUACGCGAGGCAAAGGGAGCUACUGCUUCGGUAACGCGAAAGAAGCACUUUGAAAAGUUUGUCGCGACUUGCGCAGACAAAUGUGGUGAAGGAGAGGAUGUUGAGCUGGGUUUUCACCCGGUCCUGCGCCUCCUGCUUACCACGAAGGACACAAGGAGUUUAAAUAUCAAAGAAAAAAAAUUGGUUGACCGAGUCUGUAAAGCUUUGGCUCUUAAGCCCGCUGAUAUUCCUAAAGCGAAAGUCCAGAAUGCUACAAAAGUUUGUGAGGUUCUGGCUUCCGAAGUUUCGUCUCGAAUCGCACCAGAAGAUUUUGAACAUCUAUCGGUUGCAGAGAUAAACAAGAGAUUAGAUAACAUGAGCGAAAGUUCAGAUACCGCAAAUCUUCAGUACCUCUUCAAGAACUGUUCUCAAGACGAGCUCUUUUGGAUUUUCAACAUAAUGAUCAAAAAUGUUGAGUCUACGAUCGGUGUGGCAACCAACAUCAUUUUGUCAUGGCUAGGCCCACAAGCUGUGAGCCGAUGGAACGCUGCUCGAGAUUUGGCAGAAGUUGUAGCCCCGACUGCCCAGGAUGAUGAGUCACUUCUUGGAGCCAAUUUUCGUCCCAUGCUGCUAGCACGGCUUCCCAAGGAGGGUUGGUGGGAAGUGAUCAAAGAGAACUGUGGAGACGAGUUCUUUGUUGAAACUAAAUACGAUGGAGAACACGUGCUUUUACACAAAAUUGAUAAGGAUAAGUAUAAAUGGUAUACCAGAAAUGGGAAGGACUUCACAAAGGAUUACGGAGGCUCGUCAAAACUGACCGAUUUGGUAUCCGGUCGAAUUCACCCUUUUUUUCGAUCGACUGUUACUGACUGCAUCCUCGAUUGUGAAUUGAUGCUGUGGGAUAAGAAGUUGAAAAAACUAGGUGAGUGUUUUUUUCUUCUGAGGAAGGACUUGCGCAAAUAUUAAGU